Messenger RNA from Grosmannia clavigera kw1407, 849 nucleotides. RefSeq lists its product as uncharacterized. NCBI's taxonomy places the organism in Eukaryota, Fungi, Ascomycota, Sordariomycetes, Ophiostomatales, Ophiostomataceae. The record is from RefSeq and is a predicted model, not a curated record. The transcript is spliced from 2 exons. The coding region runs from base 1 to 849 and encodes 282 amino acids.
AUGAAACAAACAAGGCGCGAGCUCGAUAACACUAUUGACGACACGCUUACGGCAACUUUUUCGACAGUCCCCAACUUUUUCUGCUUUUUUGACGGUUGUGAUAAAGAUUUUGCCAUUUUCCAGGGCGUUGACCCUGACACGUUCUCCAAAAUUGAGACUGGGCGGCAGCGCCGCGGACGCAAGCUGCGUUUUCACUAUCGUCCAGAGCAGCACCAGUUGCUCGUCACCGUCCCCAAUUUUGAGCAUGACACAGCAACUUGGACGAUAAGCGCAGCUCUCUAUCACGAUCUGAACAAUAUGGGUCUAUCCUAUAACGACUUGGUGCCUUCGGGGACAACCAAGUUCGGCGACGGCGGCAGCGGGAAGGAGUGUGGCGAGGCUGACGCAGCCUUUAUGCCUGGAGAACGUGCUGAUGCCCUGGAUGGAUGGCCGACGCUUGUGGUUGAGACGGGCUUGAGCCAGUCGUCUGAGAGCCUGGACGCUAAAAUGCGUUGGUGGUUUCAUGCGUCGAACCAUCAAGUGAACAUUGUUUUACUUGUGAAACUACAACGGGCCUCGCACACUAUCUGCGUCGAAAAGUAUGUUAAGGACAUACCCCAACCGCGACAGGGGGCCACCUUCACCCGCUUCAUGCCUGCGCUCGUCCCGCAAUCACGUCAGAGCAUUACAAUCGCGCCCCAUCCCAGGAGCCAACCUGUCGUAUAUGAUGUUUUCGGCGGCCCGCUUGUCUUGGAGUUCGUUUUGCUAUUCCUGCGGCCAGCCGACUUGGCUCGGGGAGAACGGGAUGUGGUAUUGGAUGCAACCAGGCUUGUCGACCUGGCUAGGCAGGUCUGGCGUCGGACAUUGUGA